GACGCGACCGCCGUGUGCGCGCUCUGCGCUCCGGGUGAAGAGCAACAGCUCGGUGACUAACAACAAUCUCCAGUUGUUUCUUUCUGAUUGCGGACUAAAGAGAGCUGUUACACCGCUCAGGAGGAGGGUACUGUUUGGGCAUGAAAUCGCUACUUAAAAACCUAAUGCAAAUUCAGACUUUUAAACCCAAGCGCUGGUCCAUGUCAAGUGGCUCUUAUUGUUGAGAGCAACCGUGAAAUUAUAUUGUCUGCGAGUGAGGAUCCAAUUAGCAGCAUCCAGAAGCCUGAACAGAUCCAUGAGCCCGAAGACGACAUGCAGAAACCCGAACGAUGACUGAAAAGUGAAAGACGUGUCUGCUACUGAAGAAUUUAAACAGAUAUAUUGAUUAGUUGUGUGAAUGGAGCUCCAAGUGAUCCGCCUGACACUGGAUGUGUGAAGCCCUUCAUCCUGGUAGAUCUGGUCAGAAUUCUGGAUCGUUUGUGGAAGCAGGAAUCGCUCUGAAUGAACACCGCCAAGACGAUGGAUGUGAAGGUGGAGCCUGCUGUAGAGAUCGACAGCGAUCAUCCACCUCCUCUCCAGGUGUUCGCCCUGACGUCCACGCUGCACGGCAUCGCUCACAUCUUCUCCAACGAGAGAGUGACUGUAAGAUGCUGCCUGUGGCUGCUCUUCUUCCUCGGCUCCCUGGGCUUCCUGCUGUACGUCUGUAUGGACCGAGUACAGUUCUACCUGGAGUUUCCCUACGUCACCAAAGUGGACGAGAUCGUGGCUCCUGCCAUACUGUUCCCCGCCGUCACCAUCUGCAACCUCAACGCCUUCCGCUUCAGCAAGGUCACACGCAAUGACCUCUACCAUGCAGGAGAGCUGCUCUCAAUGCUCAACUCCAGAUACGAGAUUAGGGACGUCCAUCUGGUCGAAGAGAGCGUCCUGGAGGCUCUGAAGAUCAAAGCUGACUUCCAGAGCUUUAAGCCUCGUCCGUUUAACAUGCUGGAGUUCUAUAACCGAACGGGCCACGACAUCAGAGACAUGCUUCUGUCAUGCCACUUCAGGGGGAAGCCAUGUCGCCCUGAAAACUUCAAAGUGGUGUUCACACGCUAUGGGAAGUGCUACACAUUUAACUCUGGUGAGAGCGGUCCACCACUGCUGAGUGUGAAAGGUGGGAUGGGAAAUGGCCUGGAGCUCAUGCUGGACAUCCAGCAGGAUGAAUAUUUACCUGUGUGGGGAGAAACAGAUGAGACGUCUUUUGAAGCAGGGAUCAAAGUUCAGAUUCACAGUCAGUCUGAGCCACCGUUCAUCGAUCAGCUGGGCUUUGGCGUAGCUCCAGGAUUCCAGACCUUCGUGUCCUGCCAGGAGCAGCGGCUGGUGUUCCUGCCACCUCCUUGGGGAACCUGCAAGAUGAAUUCCCUAGACUCCGACUUCUUCAGCGCUUACAGCCUCAGCGCCUGUCGCAUCGACUGCGAGACGCGCUACCUGGUGGAGAACUGCAACUGCCGCAUGGUGCACAUGCCCGGUGAUGCCCCGUACUGCAGCCCUGAGCUCUAUAAAGUGUGCGCAGACUCGGCACUCGCGUACCUGGUGGAGAAAGAUAACGAGUACUGCAUGUGCGAGACUCCGUGCAACACCACGCGCUACAGCAAGGAGCUCUCUUUCGUCAAGAUCCCUAGCAAAGCCUCCGCAAAAUACCUCGCCAAGAAAUUCAGCAGAUCCGAGAAGUACAUCACAGACAACAUUCUUGUCCUGGACGUCUUUUUCGAAGCUCUGAACUACGAGACCAUAGAGCAGAGGAAAGCCUAUGAAGUAGCAGGAUUGCUGGGUGAUAUUGGAGGACAGAUGGGACUCUUCAUCGGAGCGAGCAUUCUCACCAUUCUCGAGCUCUUUGAUUAUCUGUAUGAGGUAGCGAAAUACAAGUUGUGUCGCUGCUCAGACAAGAAACACGAGAACAGCAGCGGCGAUCACGACAAGGUGAUGGGGCUCAAUGACGUCAAGUGUCACGUCAGCCAGUUCCAUUAAUUGCGAGAAACCGGGGCGAGCUGCGUUCCAGCUAAACCGAGUGCAGAGCUGCCGAUAAAAUGUCCCGUACGUCCAUUUUCUCCUGAGGCAUAAUACAGAUUAGAGUCACAUCGCUGUCGUUAUGCGGACUCGGAUAUACGUAUAUACACUGCAUAUAAGUAUAUAAACUUUAAAAGUCCAUUAUGACCAGACGAUCUGUGAAGACGAUGGAAUCUUUCGCAGGUUUUCCUGCUUAGAAGUAUGAAAAAAAAAAAAAACGAGAUGUUUCGUUGUGUAGAGAAAUGAGUCUGAUGAGUCUUUUUUUGUGUGUUUUCUGAACUUCGAGGCAUGUUACAGUUCUAUUCUAAAGUUUUGACGUGUUUUAGAUCUUUUUUUUUUUCAAACAUUGUCAAAACAAUGUCAAACAUUACCGCUAGAAGAUUUCUGACUGGUUGCAAUUUAUACAAUAUAAACUGCGAGGUUAGGAAUUAUUUCAGAAAACACACACUGGGAUUGAUUAUUGUGAUAUAACACUGAUGUGUUGCUAAUUUGUUUGACUGUAAAACAAACGUUUCUUUUCAUGGGGUUUACUUUUCGCUAUUUCUUUUAUUUAUGCUGCUUUCUUCCAAUUUAUUCCCACUAGCUACUGUAGAUCUCCGCUAUCACGCAACUAAUGCUAAUUGCUUUGUUUAUGUGGUAUAAAUCGGUCGUUAAUUUUUAAUUACAGUACACGUAUUUAUUUAUUUCAUAUUUUUAAUCUGACAGCAACCAAAAUGGUCAGAAUAUAACAUUCCGUAACGAUCUUUAAGAUUAGCUAAGUUAGCUAGCUAGCUAAGCAUGCAGGGUUCGUUGAAAGUGGAUGUUGUCGCGCUGGUAUUAUAUACCUUUCGUGAAACAGACUGAGUGAAUUGUUGUUGUUUAUGCCCGUUGUCAUGGUUACAUAGUGUUGUAUCAAGUUUCGCCGAUUUCAUUUUUAACUGAUGUCAGAAAGAGUAGGAGAAAAUAUCAGACACCUUUCAGCCAAUCGUAAGCGAGUAUUUUUGCGUAACAAAUGAUGGAACAUAUGUACUGUAUUAUAUGAUGAACGCUGAUCGCACAGUCGCCUGACUUAUUAUUACGUAUUAUGAUUAAAACAACACACACACACACACACACACACACACACACACACACACACACACACACACACACACACA
This is a messenger RNA of Tachysurus fulvidraco (yellow catfish), 3182 nucleotides long. It is a transcript of the gene asic1a, whose product is annotated as acid-sensing (proton-gated) ion channel 1a. The record is from RefSeq and is a predicted model, not a curated record. The coding region runs from base 502 to 2007 and encodes 501 amino acids. The transcript is spliced from 11 exons. Lineage: Eukaryota; Metazoa; Chordata; Actinopteri; Siluriformes; Bagridae. Gene Ontology annotation, cellular component: membrane. Gene Ontology annotation, biological process: sodium ion transmembrane transport.